This is a messenger RNA of Agrilus planipennis (emerald ash borer), 4234 nucleotides long. It is a transcript of the gene eag, whose product is annotated as potassium voltage-gated channel protein eag. Gene Ontology annotation, molecular function: voltage-gated potassium channel activity. The coding region runs from base 353 to 3586 and encodes 1077 amino acids. NCBI's taxonomy places the organism in Eukaryota, Metazoa, Arthropoda, Insecta, Coleoptera, Buprestidae. The record is from RefSeq and is a predicted model, not a curated record. Gene Ontology annotation, cellular component: membrane. Gene Ontology annotation, biological process: potassium ion transmembrane transport; regulation of membrane potential. The transcript is spliced from 11 exons.
CACCUCCUCGUUCUUAAACAUCACCGAAACAUGAAAAAUAUGUAACGAACAUCGUGCAAUAAGAAAAAUACAUAAUAAAAAUACCGAAAGAAAAGGAUUAAACAUCUGGUGAACUGGAACAUGCCCGGACCGGUUUGUGGUAGCAAAAUUACUUCCUUUAAUAAAAAAAGUUUAUUGAGGGAGUAUGUACAUGAGAGGAAUUAAUAUGUUUGAUAAAUUGAAACACCUCGAUUCGGGCUAAAUAAAUUUUAUGUGGCUCUGUUUAUUGUGAACUUUUCUUUUUUAAUAAAAUGUUAGCUGCAUCAAGAUGACAAGCGAUAAAAAACUUUUUCUGGGCUAAUUAAUAUUCGCAAUGCCAGGGGGCAGGAGGGGGCUUGUAGCACCCCAAAACACCUUUUUGGAGAACAUUAUUAGGAGAUCUAACCAGCAGCCGGAUAGUAGUUUUCUGCUGGCAAACGCACAAAUAGUGGAUUAUCCUAUUGUCUACUGCAACGAAUCCUUUUGCAAGAUUUCAGGCUACAAUCGAGCAGAAGUAAUGCAAAAAUCCUGCCGAUGUUCAUUUAUGUUCGGGGAACUAACCGACAAAGAGACCAUCAACAGAAUCGAUGUGUGCUUAGAAAGUCAACUCUGUGAUCAAUUCGAAAUUUUAUUGUACAAGAAAAACAAUGAGGUCAACAGACAAGAUGUCAAAGGAAAAUUAAAUCCGAUCAGUGAAACAUCUUUGAUGCUUAAAGAAACACCAUUAUGGCUAUUGCUACAAAUAUCACCUAUCAAGAACGAAAGGGAUAUUGUAGUGCUAUUCCUUUUAACGUUUCGGGAUAUAACUGCACUAAAACAACCAAUAGAGACGGACGACGCAAAAGGAGGAUUAUCAAAAUUCGCAAAACUGGCACGUUCAGUGACGAGAAGUCGAUCCGUCUUGGUGUCCCAGUUUUCAUCCCAUCUGCCCAAUCUCAAGGAUACCACAAAGCAAUCUCAUUUAGCUCAACAGAUGAUGAGUUUAAGUGCCGAUAUAAUGCCUCAAUAUCGACAGGAGGCUCCGAAAACACCCCCUCACAUUCUUCUGCACUACUGCGCCUUCAAAGCAAUAUGGGACUGGAUUAUUUUGUGCUUGACUUUUUAUACGGCCAUCAUGGUCCCUUAUAACGUCGCGUUCAAGAAUAAAACGUCGGAAGACGUGUCGCUUUUGGUUGUGGACUCGAUUGUUGACGUGAUAUUUUUUAUAGAUAUUGUUCUUAAUUUCCACACCACCUUCGUAGGGCCUGGUGGUGAAGUUGUAUCUGAUCCAAAGGUCAUCAGGAUGAAUUACCUGAGGAGCUGGUUUGUCAUCGAUCUAUUAAGCUGUCUACCCUACGACGUGUUCAACGCAUUCGAUCAUGACGAAGACGGCAUAGGGAGUUUGUUCAGCGCCUUGAAAGUGGUUCGGUUGCUAAGAUUGGGAAGGGUAGUCCGAAAAUUGGACCGAUACCUAGAAUACGGAGCAGCAAUGUUGAUCCUGCUGCUUUGCUUUUACAUGCUAGUGGCACAUUGGUUGGCUUGUAUUUGGUAUUCAAUCGGACGCUCGGAUGCCGAUAAUGGGGUUCAGUACAGUUGGCUUUGGAAAUUGGCCAAUGUCACUCAGAGUCCAUACUCAUACGUGUGGCCUAACGACUCUAGCAGUCCGGUUCUCAUUAAUGGACCAGAAAGGAAAACUAUGUACGUCACCGCCCUUUAUUUUACCAUGACGUGCAUGACGUCAGUAGGCUUUGGAAAUGUGGCUGCCGAGACUGAUAAUGAAAGAAUAUUUACAAUUUGUAUGAUGAUUAUCGCAGCUCUUCUAUACGCAACAAUUUUCGGACACGUCACUACCAUUAUUCAACAAAUGACGAGCGCGACAGCGAAGUACCACGACAUGUUAAACAACGUCCGAGAAUUUAUGAAAUUGCAUGAAGUUCCAAAGGCUUUGUCGGAACGAGUUAUGGAUUAUGUAGUUUCAACGUGGGCGAUGACCAAAGGGUUAGAUCAGGACAAGGUGCUAAACUUCUGCCCGAAGGAUAUGAAAGCUGAUAUAUGUGUUCAUUUAAAUAGAAAAGUUUUUAAUGAACAUCCAGCCUUUCGCUUGGCCUCCGAUGGUUGUUUAAGAGCUUUAGCCAUGCAUUUCACCAUGUCUCAUUCAGCUCCUGGUGACUUGCUAUAUCACACAGGAGAAUCCAUCGAUUCUCUGUGUUUCAUUGUAACAGGAUCGCUAGAAGUUAUACAGGACGACGAAGUAGUAGCAAUUUUAGGAAAAGGUGACGUUUUUGGAGAUUCCUUUUGGAAGGAUAACGCGGUGGGACAAUCGGCAGCAAAUGUUCGCGCUCUAACUUAUUGUGAUCUACAUAUGAUUAAAAGAGACAAAUUGUUAGAAGUGUUAGAUUUUUAUCAGGCUUUCGCAAACAGUUUUGCUAGGAAUUUAGUUUUAACAUACAACCUUAGACAUCGCCUUAUAUUCAGAAAAGUAGCAGAUGUGAAACGAGAGAAAGAGUUGGCCGAAAGGCGCAAAAAUGAACCGCAACUGGAUCAAAACCAAGAUCAUCUCGUUAGAAAAAUAUUUUCGAAAUUUAGGAGGGAUCGCUCUCAGCACACCUCACCAGCUACACAGCCUUCACCGGAUGUCGAAAAGGGAGAAGAUUCUAGUGAUAAACCGAUAGUUCGAGUAACGUCGGCAACGAAACUUUCCUCGGUUGCUGAAAAAGACGAUUCAAGUAACAACGGUGUUACAACAAAGGUGACAAGAGUAGGACCAAAUAGGACCAGCAAAUGGGGGAGGCUUCUGGGUUCCUCCAGUCUAGACUCGGCAUCAGAAUUGUCCGCUCAGCAGCAAACCUUUACACGCAGCCUAAGUGCAAGAGACACGUCUAAAGACCGACCUAGUUCUUCAUCUUCGGGUAACUCAGGAGGAUCAGGGAAUAAGGUAUUUCCUAAGUUACAAAAGGUUUCCACAACUGCUACUCCCAGCAUGAUGAGACAGGAUACCAUUGACGAAAUUGUCGAAUUAGGUACCCCAAGGAUCCGAAAUCUUAGCCUACGAAAGAUGGAUAGCUACGACGGUGGCCUAAGGGAACCACUACCCGCUCAGUCUUACCAACACCCCGUCCAAGACUUUAUCGCUACGCAAGAGUACAGAGAAUUGAUGACGAACCUUAUGGAUUUCAAGGUGGAUGUCAAAUUAGAGAUUCAAAGGCUAAACCAAAGGAUGGGAAAGAUGGAGGAGACUCUUCAGGAAAUCUUGAAGAGGUUAUCGUCGGAUAGCGGUUCAAGUUCACAAUCGCCUCAGGGUGACGGAGAACCAACUGUUCGAAAGUCUUCCAACAGCAGUAACUUUGAAAGGCCAACCGAACUAAUACCGAAACCUGCAAGUAACAUGGAAAGCACCGGUCUGGGACCGCUCAUUCUGAAGAAACGAAGAUCGAAAACCAGAAGCAAAGGUGCAGCACCGCAAGUUCCGACGCCCACUAGCAAAUUAACUUCGCCCGAAAGUUCGGCCACCAGUCCCACAGAAAACACUAAAAUGUUGGAAGAAGUUGCACAAACGCCGUCCUAUAAAAAAACGAAAGAUUUUGUUUAACGUCUAAACAGAAAGACGAUUAUCAAUAAGAAAUCAAUUGUAAAUUUUAAGUAGCUCAAAACUCGAUACAAAAUCUAUGUCAUAGUGACAAAGCUGGCAGUCUAUUCAUUUUCCUAUAGGUACUUUUGCACAUCACUAUUGAUGCCCACCCUCCUCAUGUGACAUGUUCAUAAGAGCGAUAUCAAAAGAGUGAUAACAAAAACGACAUGUAAAUGCCAAGUACAUUCAAAUUUUAAAGAUGAUCAAAAGAGUAGUUAUUACAAAAACAAUUAGCAAAAAGCAGAUUUGCACUAUUGAUAAGUAUCCAUCCAUUCGUUGUUGCAAAUGACAAUAGCUGACUUCUAAGUUUCGCCUUUUUCUACUUCUAACAAUAAAUAAUUAUCUUACCCCUGUUGGUUUCCUGACUUAGGAUUCUAUAGAUGUUAUCUAUUGUCGACGUUUCGUCUUUGAUCAUAUAGGAUAUUUACAAGAUUCUCUGAUGUUAAUAUAUAAUCUGAAAGAGUUCUUCAUAAUUAGAUCAUCCUUAAGAUCAAGGAUGAAGGAUCGGAAUCAUCAUCACCAUCGUAGGAUUGUCAGACCUAAGAUUAGUUAAGCAUGCAUCUCCACUUUUUCUAAUCCUAAUCUUCUCAUUUCCCUAAAACUAGAACA